AUGGCACAGAGGUUACUCACCGCUGUAGCUUCUACGCUUUUCAAGGUGACUCAUGACGUUUUUCCGACAUUGACUACCGCACUACUACAGCUAUACAGAUGUUUACCAACUACAUACCUACAGUUAUUGUUCGCCAUGUAUGUAUCCAGUGAUACAUUCACACACAGUUGUACAAGUUUGAACUGCACUACAAGUGUUACCCAUCGUAAACAAAUAAAAUUUAUUGCGCACCACGUAAUAAGGCUGAGUAAAUACGGGGUGGAAAACAACUGUAUUCUUACUGUCACAACUAUUUUGAUCAACGUCCAGACUACAUUAGUGUUAUUGAAAGCAUAUUGCGCCGCUAGCUACGAUGUAAACACGAUGAAUCUUGUCACCAAACUUUAG
Messenger RNA from Cotesia congregata, 387 nucleotides. NCBI's taxonomy places the organism in Eukaryota, Metazoa, Arthropoda, Insecta, Hymenoptera, Braconidae. The record is from the annotation of a GenBank genome assembly.